Messenger RNA from Chenopodium quinoa (quinoa), 2118 nucleotides. Its product is annotated as ultraviolet-B receptor UVR8. NCBI's taxonomy places the organism in Eukaryota, Viridiplantae, Streptophyta, Magnoliopsida, Caryophyllales, Amaranthaceae. The transcript is spliced from 8 exons. The record is from RefSeq and is a predicted model, not a curated record. The coding region runs from base 221 to 1456 and encodes 411 amino acids.
GAUCCACAAUAAUAUUAUUGUGAAUCAGGUUUUUUCCCCUUACUGGUACCAGUAACAUGAAUUUUCUGCACAGUGUUUAUUUAUUUAUUUAAAACAACUUCUCAAAAAUUCCCUUAUUUUUUUACCCAGAAAUUCCCAAAAUACCCAUUACUUACCCCAAAAUUACAAAAAUUAUAUCGUUAUACAAUCCCUCAACAGAACAAGUCUUUAGAAAGCAGCAAUGGAGGAACAGGAAAAAGCUUUCAAAAAACAAAAAGAGAUCAACGAAGAAGAACAACAAGAAAGAGAAAUUGCAACUGAAACAACGCAGCAGCAGGCGACAGAACUCAAACAGCAAGAGUUAUGGAGUUGGGGAGCAGGAACAGAAGGACAACUUGGAACUGGAAAUUUAAAAGACGAACUUACCCCUCAACUUCUCAUCAACCUCUCCAAUCCUCUCUCUUCUUUUGGUCAAAUCUCUCUCCUUUCUUGCGGUGGUGCCCAUGUCAUUGCCAUCACUUCUGGUGGGAAGGUCCUGAGUUGGGGUAGAGGAGCAUCUGGGCAAUUGGGACUUGGUCAGAUUAUGCCUAAUUCCUUGUACCCUAAGCUUGUGGAUUCAUUGACAAAUUUCAACAUUUCCCAUGUUUCUGCUGGUUGGAAUCACUCUGGUUUUGUUUCAGAUUCUGGACGCCUCUUCACUUGUGGGGAUGGCUCGUUUGGUCAACUGGGCCAUGGUGAUUAUCAGUCCUGCAGUUCCCCGAUGGAAGUUUCAUUUUUCAACUCUAAGCAUGUAGAGCAGAUAGCCUGUGGCAUGCGACAUUCAUUGGUACUAUUAAAAGGUAAUUUGGGAGACAAAGUAUAUGGAUUUGGAUCCGGCAAGCGCGGUCAAUUGGGUGUUUCUGAAGAUAAAAUAAAAUCGGUGAGUUUUCCCAAGACGUGUUCUGGAUUGGAACAUGCUGAAGUGGUGGCCAUUCUUGCAAAUGGAGAUCAAAGUGCUGCAUUGUCAGGCAGUGGUCGUCUGUACACAUGGGGAAGAAGUUUUAGUAGCAGUUCAAAUGUUUGUAUCCCUCAGUCUGUGUGUUCAUCUUUGAGCUUCGAGCAAGCUGCUCUUGGUUGGAAUCAUGCCUUGGUAUUAACAAGUGAAGGGGAAGUCUUUAUGCUUGGAGGCAGUCACCAUGGAGUGCUCAGCGAACCUCAAAAAAUGACUCACCUUCAUAAUUCAUCUGGUGAACCCACUCUGUCAAAAGUAACCGGUCUAGAUGGGAAGAAAGUUGCGCAAAUUGCAGCUGGAGCUGAGCAUUCAGCUAUACUAACAGAUGAUGGACAAUUAUACACUUGGGGUUGGGGUGAACAUGGUCAGCUUGGUUUGGGAAGUACUAGUGAUCACACUGUCCCCCAGCUUGUUCUAUUAAAAGAAAACAGCCUCAUAUCGAGGGUUUAUUGUGGAAGUGGGUUCACGUUCGCUUUGAAUAUUUAGACUUGUAGAACUCAGUGAUUUAAUAGUCAUAGUACACAGAUUACCGAUACCAAUGUAGUCUAGAGAUCUUUCUUUACCCACUGCAAUGACGGAAGAUGAUCCUUUGGUAAACAACCCUGAAUUACGAUGGAUGAUAAAGCCCAUUUAUACUUAACAGGAAGCACGUGUGAAAAAAUAAUGUAUUCGGCAAUCAAGGGCUAUUUAUUUGUUACUUCGUACUAUGGAGGCAACCUGAUUUCAUCAGGAUCUAGGUGUUGUUUGAUCUACUUUUUGACUCGUUUGAGGUUCUUGAGAAGUAGACUUGAUGUUCAGCUAACGACAACAGAGGACGUACAACUUCCUAUGAAGUUUAUAAUGUACACAGGCAACGGAAGGUGAUACUUCCUACUUUUCUAGUCUAUAAAACCAAAAGUUGUUCUUGAGGAGUAGAUUUUGGCGUUGCUCAGUUAACUAAAACUAUGUGCUCAUUGCAAGGAGUUUAUAACUUUAUCGGAGGUAACACUUCCUACAGGCUACAUGUAACCUCCACCAAAUUAAGUAUGUGAAAUUUGGUUCUAGAAGUGUCUUGAGUUAUGUGGCCUUGUUUUCCCAUGAUCAUCAUUUGCUCGCGAACCAUAUGUAUUAACGAGAUUUCUAUUAUUGGAAGUUAAAUCAUAUUUUUU